GCCACCUCCACCCUCUCUGAGUCUCUGAAUUAUUCCAGCUCAGAUGUAAUCCUUCCUUUCACGUAAUCUGAAACAACAAAGAGUGUGUUCACACUCAUCAGAGGUUUGUGUGUGUGUUACCAUAACAGCCAGUUUAAUAGGCCUCCCACAAAGUCCUCUAAUUGUUCUCUGUUUCUCUUCCUGCUGCUGGAGGAGAAGAAGCAGAGAUCAGGACUCUGAGAAGGUGGGACGUUUCUUUUCUUUGAGUUAUGUUAAGAUAUUUUCUGAGAAGAUUCUUGAAGGUGAUUUUAUUUUCAUUUUGGGAUGUGGACAGAGAAGAAGACGAGGACAGUGAAUCCAGUAAAACCUGAAGCAGACACUUUUCCACUGAUUGUUGUUAAAGCGAAGAGGUCAGUCCCCUGCGUGAGAACAGUGAAGUCAAAAGAGAAGGUUAAAGUUGCUACAACAAACCGCAAAUGUCUUAUAAACACAGCGGAGACAUCAGGAGACACAAUGAAGCUGUGUGUCAAUCUGAUGCCUCUUCUGGCUGCAGCGAGGGAGACCAUGGAGGAAGAAGAAGAAGAAGAGGAGGACAGCAGCUGUAAGAAGGAGAAAGAAGCAGAAACAAGAAACAAAGAUGAUCCGUGUGUCACCAAAUCAGAGGACAAAACGAGUCUUUCUAACUCAGGAUUCAGUUUAAAUGUAAGUCCAAGACUAGUGCUGCCCCCUUUAACCCAACCUGCAGCAGCUCCUGAGAGUCUAAAGACCAAAAGGUGUCACACUCCUCUUCCUCCCAUCAGUUCAUCAGAGCAAACUAACACCAUGUCUUCAAACUCCACAACUAAAAGCUUCCCAGGUGAUGUGACCGCAGAGCGAGACAGCAGACCGUGGAUACACAAUCCUCUCCUCUCUCAAAGUAGGUCUGCAGAGUUUCAUCUUCCUGACAUCUCCCUCUGCAGUCUGGAUGCUCUGCUGCAGACUGUCACACAGAAGCUGAGGAGGAAGAGGAGAGGUGGUGAUGAAGAGUUGUGGAGACGAGUUCAGUCCGAUCACCUGCUGCUGGCUGUUAGUGAUCAGAGAGCUGGGCAGAAGAUAGAAAACAAACAACCUGCCGAUGUCGAUGCAGAAAGAGGAGCUUCAGUAAACAGAUGGAGGAGGCUCCCUCCACUGUUCCCCACUCAGAGACCGACGCUCAUCCUCUCUAUGACGAAGAGGAACCUCCUGACUCCGAACCCGCUGCAGUGACUCUUCAGAAACACGGCACAGAAGAUAACAGGCGGAGCUCCGAUGAGAGAGAUGGCGGUGGAGAGUUUCCUCUUGUUGCCUCCGCUGUAGCCUCCAGCCUCCCGCUCUGCGUACUGAGUCAGCCCCAGCUUCUUCACCCCCCACUGCGCCACCUACAGGACAUCAGAGAAACAGCAUGAUAAAACAUUUCUGCAUCAAUGUCAUCAUCUUGUCUGACAAACUUGGAUAUCACAUCAGCUGUUUUGAGGUGACUUGACUUCACCUUUGUGACAGACUCCUCCUGCACCCCUCUGAGGCGGGCGUACAGCUCCAGAUGUUCCCGACCCGUCAGGAGGUCACUGAUGGCGUCAAACUGCGGGCAGUAACCCAUCAGCUGAUGGACUCGUUCCAUGUCUGUGAGCACACUGAGGACCACAGGAACACACGGUUCAUUAAUGCUGCACAAAUAUCACUGUUUCUAAUAGAACGUCUGCCGCAGUGUCACUUCAUUCUGCUUAUACUUCUUUAGUUAUGAUGCUUAUUGUUGAUCUUGAGGAAUAUUUCAAAG
This is a messenger RNA of Notolabrus celidotus (New Zealand spotty), 1771 nucleotides long. RefSeq lists its product as uncharacterized. Lineage: Eukaryota; Metazoa; Chordata; Actinopteri; Labriformes; Labridae. The transcript is spliced from 4 exons. Bases 304 to 1224 code for a protein of 306 amino acids. The record is from RefSeq and is a predicted model, not a curated record.